This is a messenger RNA of Nothobranchius furzeri (turquoise killifish), 1362 nucleotides long. NCBI's taxonomy places the organism in Eukaryota, Metazoa, Chordata, Actinopteri, Cyprinodontiformes, Nothobranchiidae. The record is from RefSeq and is a predicted model, not a curated record.
AUGGAGGAGGUGCUGUCUGUGCCGAUGGAGGAGGAGGUCCUGUCUGUGGAGGAGGAGGUCCUGUCUGUGCCGAUGGAGGAGGUCUUGUCUGUGCCGAUGGAGGAGGUCUUGUCUGUGCCGAUGGAGGAGGUGCUGUCUGUGCCGAUGGAGGAGGAGGUGCUGUCUGUGGAGGAGGAGGUCCUGUCUGUGGAGGAGGAGGUCCUGUCUGUGGAGGUCUUGUCUGUGCCGAUGGAGGAGGAGGUCCUGUCUGUGGAGGUCUUGUCUGUGCUGAUGGAGAAGGUGCUGUCUGUGCCGAUGGAGGAGGAGGUCCUGUCUGUGGAGGAGGAGGUCCUGUCUGUGGAGGAGGAGGUCCUGUCUGUGGAGGUCUUGUCUGUGCCGAUGGAGGAGGAGGUCCUGUCUGUGGAGGUCUUGUCUGUGCCGAUGGAGGAGGAGGUCCUGUCUGUGGAGGUCUUGUCUGUGCCGAUGGAGGAGGAGGUCCUGUCUGUGGAGGUCUUGUCUGUGCCGAUGGAGGAGGAGGUCCUGUCUGUGGAGGUCUUGUCUGUGCUGAUGGAGAAGGUGCUGUCUGUGCCGAUGGAGAAGGUGCUGUCUGUGCCGAUGGAGGAGGAGGUCCUGUCUGUGGAGGAGGAGGUCCUGUCUGUGGAGGUCUUGUCUGUGCCGAUGGAGGAGGUGGUCCUGUCUGUGGAGGUCUUGUCUGUGCUGAUGGAGGAGGUGCUGUCUGUGCCGGUGGUGGAGGACGUGAUAAUUUCUCCUUACAUAUAGCAAGAUGUUUCACAAAUGCCAUUCUCCGCAGAAUCGUUGACGGACAGUAACAACAAUGAUAAUGUGCCAUUUCCCUACAGCCCAGGCUGCAUUUUAAGAUGACAUAAUCUAAAGUGAAAAGAGAGCAGAUUGAUUAACUGUCUUGUGUACGGUGAUGCUUCAUGCAAAGUAGCACAACAGACUUCACCCGAUACCAGAUCAAGUACUUAUAUAAAACUACUAGCCUUGCCUUAUGUUAUUUAUUGAUAAUAAAAAAGAAGAAACUGACAUAAAAUAAAUGACUAAACAUUCAUAUUGGAAACUCACUCAUACAAAGUAGGGAAUAGUAAAUAAAUUACUGGAGAAAUUUAAAACACUGCAUACAUACCUUCAUGUUUUACAGCAAUGCUCACAUGAUUCUGUACAUGGUAUUUAACCUUGUAAAAAUCAGCAUAUGUCAUUUUACAGAAAGUGCAGUGAAUGUUGCUGCAACAAUCGCUGCAUCGCUUGAUAGACUGAAGAGGAUCCUGCCCUCUCCUCAGUAUUGUUUGAUGCAUCUGUGAAAGUCAUACACACACAAGAACAUUCUAAAAUAUGAAGAAAAAAAAUUAAAUAUCAGAAUAC